Molecule: messenger RNA, 1096 nt
Organism: Diceros bicornis minor
Lineage: Eukaryota; Metazoa; Chordata; Mammalia; Perissodactyla; Rhinocerotidae
Product: HLA class II histocompatibility antigen, DQ beta 1 chain-like
Exons: 5
Coding region: 91-930 (279 amino acids)
Biological process (GO): immune response; peptide antigen assembly with MHC class II protein complex; antigen processing and presentation of exogenous peptide antigen via MHC class II
Cellular component (GO): membrane; MHC class II protein complex
Molecular function (GO): MHC class II protein complex binding
Source: RefSeq, a predicted model, not a curated record
UUACAUGUUUUUAUUCUCUGAAGUGGAUACAUUAUAGCCACCAGGUGUGAGCUGUGUUGACUACCAUUACUUCUUCCUCUGUUCUCAAUUAUGUCUGGGAAGUUGGCUCUGCAGAUCCCCAGAGGCCUUUGCACAGCAGCUGUGACAGUGAUGCUGGUGGUGCUUACCACUCUAGUGGCUGAAGGCAGAGACUCCCCACAGGAUUUCGUGUACCAGUUUAAGGGGCUCUGCUACUUCAGCAACGGGACGGAGCAGGUGCGGCUCGUGGCCAGAUACGUCUACAACCGGGAGGAGUACGUGCGCUUCGACAGCGACGUGCGGGAGUUCCGGGCGGUGACGGAGCUGGGGCGGCCGAGCGCCGAGUACUGGAACGGGCAGAAGGACUUCCUGGAGGAGACGCGGGCCGCGGUGGACACGGUGUGCAGACACAACUACGAGGUGGAGGCCCCCUUCACCUGGCAGCGCCGAGUGGAGCCUACAGUGACCAUCUCCCCAUCCAGGACAGAGGCUCUAAACCACCACAACCUGCUGGUCUGCUCGGUGACAGACUUCUAUCCAGCCCAGAUCAAAGUUCGGUGGUUCCGGAAUGACCAGGAGGAGACAGCUGGCGUUGUGUCCACCCCCCUUAUUAGGAACGGGGACUGGACCUUCCAGAUCCUCGUGAUGUUGGAAAUGACUCCCCAGCGAGGAGAUGUCUACACCUGUCACGUGGAGCACCCCAGCCUCCAGAGCCCCAUCACAGUGCAGUGGCGGGCACGUUCUGAAUCUGCCCAGAGCAAGAUGCUGAGUGGCAUUGGGGGCUUCGUGCUGGGGCUGAUCUUCCUCGGGCUGGGCCUUAUCAUACGUCACAGGAGCCAGAAGGGACCACGUGGGCCUCCGCCAGCAGGUACUAUUUCUGCUCUGAUCAGUGGGGGGUGUGGGGACAGGUAAAGAGAGAAGGGCUGAGGUGAGUGUACCUGGAUUCAAUGGUCUCAGUUCAUGGCCUAUUCUCUGCUACGGGGAUCAAGGUUAGGGGAGAAGUUUGCCCAGUUUCUGUAGGAAUCUCCUGAGGUUGUUCCCCAGAGCAAGGCCAUAACUUUGGUCGCAUCUUUCUGUG